UAUACACUAUCCAAUUACCUUGUAGCACAGCGGGUAAACAGUCUCUGGUCAAACAUAUACACACUGAAACGUUUACUAUACACAAAUAAUAGCUACGUUAAUAUUGAAACCAAACUUGAGAAUUGUUAUGGCAGAAAAAAAAUUCAAAUGUGAUGUUUGUGUAAAGAGUUUUGUCCGAAGCGGUGACUUAAAGAGGCACACGAGAACCCAUACUGGCGACAGGCCAUACAACUGUGAUGUUUGUGAUAAAGAUUUCAGUGCGGCUAGUUCCUUACAAAGACACAAACAGUUACACACCGAACAAAUGCCUUACAAAUGUGAUAUUUGUAACAAGAAUUUUAAAUGCAAUGUCAACUUGAAAAGUCACCUGAAGACGCAUUCCAGUGAAAUGUAUAAAUGCCACGAGUGUAAUAAGUCAUUUAAGAGAAGCAGUUAUUUAAAGAAACAUGCUGCAUUACACGGGAAUGAAAAACGCCAUAUCUGUGAAGUCUGUGGUAAACCUUUCCAUCUAGAGAAUUCAUUAAAGCGUCACAUGAAAAUCCAUACUGAUGUCAAACGAAAUAGUUGUGAUGUAUGCGGUAAAUUGUUUUUACGGAAAAGUAGCUUACAGGAACACAAGAUAAUACAUUCUGGUGUCAAACCAUACAACUGUGAUGUGUGUGGAAAAGAUUUUAGGACGAAUGGAAACUUAACAGAACACAAGCAAAUUCACAACAACGAAAAGGCUUAUAAAUGUGAUGUCUGUGGUAAGACGUUCAAACAUGCAUACUAUGUGAAGAAACAUGCUAGAAUCCACACUGGUCAAAAACCUUAUAAGUGUCAAGUGUGUAAUAAGGAAUUCAGCUGGAUUGCAAACCUAAUAGUUCAUCGCAGAAUACACACGGACGAAAAACCUUAUAAAUGUGACGUGUGCGGUAAAGAUUUUCGUCAAGACAGUUCAUUAACAACACAUAUAAGAACCCAUACCGGUGAAAAGCCUUAUAAAUGUGAAAUAUGUGGGAAAGGGUUUAGUCAAACAUCUUGCCUCAAGCUACACAAGAUACAUCAUACUGGUGAACAAGCUUUAACGUGUAAUGUAUGUGGUAAAGGGUUUACCCAAAAGAACUACUUUCAGGCACACGUAAAAAUGCAUUAUGGGAUAUAUCUGCACAGAUGUAGUCUGUGCGGUAAAGGAUGGUGUACGGAUAACGACUUACAAAAACACAUGAGAGUACACACCGGUGAUAAACCUUAUAAAUGUGACGUAUGUGAUAAAAGGUUUUGUUCAAGUAGUUCACUGUAUGGACAUAUGAAAACACAUACUGGUGACAAACCACACAAAUGUGAUUUGUGUAACAAAGAUUAUGCUAACAAGGCUUCCUUACAAGUACACAUAAGAUCACAUACUGGGGAAGCUCCUUUUGAAUGUGAUGUAUGUGAUAAAAGGUUUACUCAACGAGCAAGUUUGAAAAGACACAGAAGAACACAUACUGGUUAGAAACCUUAUCAGUGUGAAUUUUGCACCAAAGAGUUUAAUGAGGCAUGUCGCUUGAAGAAACACAUGAAAACACAUCUCGAUGUUUGAACCUUAUUUACUUGCUGUAUGUGAUUAUUUAAGUAACAUCUAAAGCACAUGACAUAACUCAUCAUAAAUGACAUAUCAGCAGUUUAGUGUCACUUGUAUGUCGAGGAAUAGGUCACUAGUAAAAUAAAAUACCUACAAACAUUAUAUAUACGUGAAAACCGCCAUAUGACUAGAAAUUCAUGAUUGGAAAACAACGACAAUUUCUGGCUUACGAUAAGCCAAACAAUUUCUCAAUUAAAAUGUUGUAUUUUAUUGCAUUUUUUUUUUUAAUUUCUCUAGUUUUAUGUAUACAAUUUAUUGUUGAUUCAUUUGCUUGAUUUAUAUGUUACGGGGACGGCACUUGGUACAAAUCAUGAAAUAUAAAACGAAAUAAUAACUUUUUAGCGAACAAUUUUUUGGGACAUAUUACCCCUUCGUUCAUUGGCUGAUACGCGGGUGGGUUUCCAUGGUAUCACUGGCUGAUACGCGGGUUGGUAUCCAUGGUAUCACUGGCUGAUACGCGGAUGGGUAUCUAUAGUAUCAGCAUGCAAGACAUAAUCAACUUACAUUAUUUCAAAAUGCACAAAGACAAAAUGUGAAGGAAUUACAAGAGCGUAAUAUAAUAAACAAUUGUCGACUAAUACUUGUUUUGGAGAUUGUGUAAUUAGCAAAAUAAGAGGAAGCCUGGCCAAAUUAGGAUGCACUGUUUUUCAACUGAUUGAAAUUAGGGGGGAAGUAAAUAUUAAAUGGUAUUUGUUUAACAGCUGAGCGAUUCCUGCUUUUUGAAGCCAAUUGUUUUUUGAGUGAUUAUCGUCUUUUAUAAAAUGUGAAAUUAUUAUAUGCUUUUGUAAAUCUAUUGUAAGUUGCUGUUGCAAUUUCUCUUGGCAGUUGUCAAAUGUAUAAUAUGUAUCUUUUAUAUGUCAAUGUAUGUUGUAAGGUUUUUUUUUAAUUUGAUUCUCGAAGCUUAAUGGCUUAUAUUUUAUUAUUUCGAUUUUAACAUAUGUAAUCAUGUUGUCCAGCAACAUAGACACAAUAUUUAAUCUGUGUCGCUGAAUUCACACAAGUCACUAGGUCAUGUACAAUGUAGGUCAGAACAAUGUUAAGUGAACUUUACAGAUACUAUAGCAUUGUCAUUCAAACCACACGAGUCAAUACAACAAUGAGCAAAUUAAAUCAUGACAUUGAUUAAAACAGUUGGGUUUCUUUUUCUGUGUCUUAUGAGGUUAAUUGUGCCGCUUGUGUCAUUUUCGUUAGUCCCACACCUUCGUUUUUUGUUUUUGAAAUUCAUCUUGCCUAU
Mytilus trossulus (common blue mussel) is the source of this 2840-nucleotide messenger RNA. Its product is annotated as zinc finger protein 227-like. Gene Ontology annotation, biological process: regulation of transcription by RNA polymerase II. NCBI's taxonomy places the organism in Eukaryota, Metazoa, Mollusca, Bivalvia, Mytilida, Mytilidae. Gene Ontology annotation, molecular function: RNA polymerase II cis-regulatory region sequence-specific DNA binding; DNA-binding transcription factor activity, RNA polymerase II-specific. The record is from RefSeq and is a predicted model, not a curated record. The transcript has a single exon. Bases 128 to 1477 code for a protein of 449 amino acids.